This is a messenger RNA of Lachnellula hyalina, 822 nucleotides long. RefSeq names its product DSC E3 ubiquitin ligase complex subunit (gene dsc2). Gene Ontology annotation, biological process: retrograde vesicle-mediated transport, Golgi to endoplasmic reticulum. Gene Ontology annotation, molecular function: serine-type endopeptidase activity. The transcript is spliced from 2 exons. The coding region runs from base 1 to 822 and encodes 273 amino acids. Gene Ontology annotation, cellular component: membrane. Lineage: Eukaryota; Fungi; Ascomycota; Leotiomycetes; Helotiales; Lachnaceae. The record is from RefSeq and is a predicted model, not a curated record.
AUGCUAGCAACCGGCUUCACCAGUGCUCCUGUUUCUCGUAGCCUUACAUAUGGCAUCGUCGGCGCAUCCAUCCUUGCGAGCAUUUUAGAUAUCAAACAUUAUUUCUUUAUCCAAGUCGAUCCUCACCUAUGGCGGUAUCACCAGCUAUGGCGGAUCCUCACCUACCAGCUCUGUUACACGAAUUCAACCGAGGUCCUGUUUGCCGCCAUGACGAUAUAUAACAUGAAGGUGAUAGAAAGGCUAUGGGGAUCUCGGAAAUACGCCUCUUUUAUCAUUGUAUCCUACUGCCUCACCGCCCUCCUUCCACCCAUACUCCUAUCCCUCAUACUCCGCCCCCUCUCCCUCAACAACUUCAACUACCUCCCUGCGGGCCCAACCCCUCUCAUCUUCGCCAUCCUCGCCCAAUACCAUGCCGCCAUCCCACACGUGUACAAAUACCGCAUCGCUGCCUCCUCCACCCCCAACGACCCCUUCGUCGGCCUCACCUUCUCCGACAAAUCCUACGUCUACCUGCCCGCCCUGCAACUCUCGCUCUCCCAAUUCCCGGGCUCGUUGCUGUGUGCAGUUGUUGGCUGGGUCGUAGGGUAUUCGUGGCGGAAUGAGGUAUUGCCAGGGGCGCUUACGAGGUGGAGGGUCCCGGGGUGGAUGGUGGGGUUGAAGAGUAAGAAAAGGGAAGAGGAGUUUGAGGCGCUGAGACGGAGGCUGGAGAGUGAGGGGACCAGUGCUGCCGCUACGGGGUCGGAUGGGAGAUUGGGGGUUGAGGGUGGGAGGAGGAGAACGCUGGGUAGGCAGCUGUUGGAUCAGUUCCGGGGUGCGUUUUGA